AUGCAAAUAAUUGUGUUUUCCAUACAGAUUGCCUACAACUGCUGUGGAAUUAACGGCUCGGCUGAUUAUCAGGAUCUGUCUAGUGUGAACUUAUACGGAAUCAAAAAGUACCCGCUACCGCGAGAUAAAACAUUGAAUGACUGUCCUCAUGAAGACAUAGCAUGUCUUUAUCCACUUUCAUGCUGUUUUUCUGUAGAAUGUACGGAAUAUCGAUUAGCUGAGCUGAAUGUAGAAGGUGAUAGAUUCCAUGAGCGAUGGUAUAAAAGUAAAGGAUGCGUCUCCGCAAUAUUUUCUGCGCAUUUUGGUCUGCUCGAGCCAAUUUAUCCUGUAAUUUUGAUAUUCUUUUCACUUGCCACGCAAGUUUUCGGGCUCCUCUUUGCUCAGCUAACGUUGACCGGCUACCUGACAUUGGCUGAAAGUGGACUUUCUGAUGUGGAUGAAUCGGUAGCAUGGUUGCUGCCAUUCUCAUAUCCAGGACCAGAAGAUAUAGUGCAGGUAAAAAAAAUUGAUAAUUGA
Cylicostephanus goldi is the source of this 516-nucleotide messenger RNA. The record is from the annotation of a GenBank genome assembly. Lineage: Eukaryota; Metazoa; Nematoda; Chromadorea; Rhabditida; Strongylidae.